UGGAGCGCGCGGUCCCGACCCGCGCCGCGCGGUCCUCCCCGCGGUCCUCCGCGCCGGCAUGAAGCCGGGCCGGGCCGACGCGCCCUUCUGCCCGCGCCUCAACCACUCCUACCCCGGCAUGUGGGCGCCGGAGCCGGCCGAGGCGCGCGGCAAUCUGAGCCGGGCCGCCAGCGCCCAGGACUGCGGCUCGGUGUCGGUGGCCUUCCCCAUCACCAUGAUGCUCACCGGCUUCGUGGGCAACGCGCUGGCCAUGCUGCUCGUGUCGCGCAGCUACCGGCGCCGGGAGAGCAAGCGCAAGAAGUCGUUCCUGCUGUGCAUCGGCUGGCUGGCGCUCACCGACCUGGCGGGGCAGCUGCUGACCAGCCCGGCGGUCAUCGUCGUCUACCUGUCCAAGCGACGCUGGGAGCAGCUCGACCCGUCGGGCCGGCUGUGCGCCUUCUUCGGGCUGACCAUGACGGUGUCCGGGCUGUCGUCGCUCUUCGUGGCCAGCGCCAUGGCCGUGGAGCGCGCGCUGGCCAUCCGGGCGCCGCACUGGUACGCCAGCCACAUGAAGACGCGCGCCACCCGCGCCGUGCUGCUGGGCGUGUGGCUGGCGGCGCUCGCCUUCGCGCUGCUGCCGGUGCUGGGCGUCGGCAGGUACAGCGUGCAGUGGCCCGGCACCUGGUGCUUCAUCAGCAUCGGCGCGGGGGGCAACGAGACGGCCCCUGUCCGCGACCGGGGCGGCCUGGGCUUCGCGGCCACCUUCGCCUUCCUGGGGCUCCUGGCGCUGGCGGUCACCUUCGCCUGCAACCUGGCGACCAUCGAGGCCCUGGUGUCCCGCUGCCGAGCCAAAGCGGCCGUGUCGCAGUCCAGCGCCCAGUGGGGCCGGAUCACCACCGAGACGGCCAUCCAGCUCAUGGGGAUCAUGUGCGUGCUGUCGGUCUGCUGGUCGCCGCUGUUGAUAAUGAUGUUGAAGAUGAUCUUCAAUCAGACAUCAGUUGACCACUGCAAGACGCAGAUGAUGGGAAAGCAGACAGAGUGUAGCUUCUUCCUAAUCGCGGUUCGCCUGGCCUCCUUGAACCAGAUCCUGGACCCCUGGGUUUACCUGCUGCUAAGAAAGAUCCUUCUUCGAAAGUUUUGUCAGGAGAACAGCUGGUUUUGAACAGCUCGAAGAGAAGGAGGAAAGGAAGAGCAUGUGGAGCCAGCAUAUGAGUUCUAUCGUCUCAGCAGCCACCUAUUGAUCUACAGAAAACCCAAGAAACAAAACCCCAGUGAUCUCAGCUUUGGACAGGGACGUCAGAUUUCAGAAGUGCUGUGCAGAGGCUCUCUCUGUCCGAACGUGGACUUCUGCAGUCUCUGUCUGAGAUCAUGUUCACGCCCAUGGAGCUGGUUUAAGGAUGCAUGUAUGAUCAGGAAGAAGACAUAAAUAGGACAUUUCCUUAAGGUAUUCAUUAGAGCCCCAGAAAACCACAGGGAAAGAUACCCGUGAAUAAACUGUAGAUAUCCAUGUAAAAUCAGCAAGUGUUGAAUUUUCAAUGAAUUUAGCACUGUGCUAUCUCAUAGGAAAGACGUGUUGUCAAAUAAGAACAGCUAACUUUUCAAAUCAAAUGGGUACAGUGAAUGUCUUAAAUACUUUCUGGUUGAAGAAACAAAAUGUGUUACUUCAGAGCCAGGCAUGGUGGUACAUGCCUGUAACCCCGGAACAAAGGCAGGGUGGGAGGGUCACCGAAAGAUUGAGGCCAACCUGAUUUACAGAGGGAGUUCCUGUUAGUCAGGGCUGCACACUGAGACCGUCUCACACAAAACAACACAACAUGAAGUAUUACUUUGAGGUUUACCAAAUUUGCCUAAUGCUGUAUAUCAAAAUAUUUUAGAUGAAUAUGUUCAAUCACGAUAGAUUUAAGUUGCUCUGCCAUAAAAGAGGAUGUACACACAUUUCUACUUAAUUCUUCUCUAUCUUAUAAAAGAUCUCUUGACAGAGUUAUAGAGGGGAAAAAACCUGUAGGAUGUCCUGUAAGUUAAAGCCAGACUAAGAACUCAGAGACAGACUUCUUGGUAGUACCCUGAUACUUGAUUUUUCAAGUGGAUUUGCGCUUUUGUUUAUUCACACUUUUGUUAGUGUCCCCACCCAAAUUAGUGAUCAAAUUUCAGGCUUUCCAGCAUUGACAAUUACUUAAGAAUUCUUUUGGGGUGGAAUCAAGUCAGAAACAAAAUAGAAAAACACAUUGUUCUUUGAAAAGUUUUAUCACAUUUGUUACCAGUCAAUGCCAAAAGCUUCUCUCAAAAUACCCGUGAUGUGGAGAAGAGCAACACAGCACGUAUUUGCUUCCAUAAAUGCAUCAGAAGCUUAGUUAGAAUAGUUAAAAGAUUUAUGUUUUAUCCACCUAGUCAUAGACCGUGACAGAUUUUCACAGAUCCUUAUUUAUGGCUUGUUUUGUGCUUUUAAACUUUUAUUUUUAACUUCUGUGUGUGAGUGUUCUUCCUGCAUGUAUGUAAGUGCAUCCAUGUCCUGCAGGGCUCAAAGAGGACAGAAGAGGGCAUUGGACCCUCUGGAACUGGAGAUGUAGACGGUUGGUAGCUGCCAUGUGGGUGCUGGAAUUCGAACCUGGGUCCUCUACAGGAGCAGUCUAUGCUCUUAACCCCUAAGCCAUCUCUCCAAUUUUUAGUUUCAAAAUUGAAAUCUAAAUAAGUGUAAAAAUUGUGCAAUUUCGAUGAAGCUCAGAGAAGUGUUCUGUGAGUUGCAAUAAAAACCUGAGAGGAGGUAAGAUACUCCUGGAUUCUGCAGUCCUGCAGAAUUUAAAGAUCAGCCUUCAAAUUGGCCUGAGAAGACUAACAGGUAGUGAUGACGUAUGAAGUGACCCAGAGAACCUGGGAGAUGGUUUACUUUGUAUAGUCUGUUUUAUGAUACCUAAGGUGAAGAUAAUUUGAGUUUGUGGAAGUUUGGCUCUCAGCAGUACAUGUGACACUAUAUGAAGAAUACCUUCCCUAAGAAGGUAAUUCAAUCAGUUACAUCACAUUUGUUUAUGCCUCAGAGCUCCACUGCUGAUAAAGAAAAUUACUUUAUUCUUGGAAGCUUUUCACAGCCAGCUGUACUUACUAAACAGCCCACACACCUACCUACGCGAUUUCACAUUGGUCACAGUGGGUCUGCCCAAUACCAGUUUCCUGCCCAUCCUCUCAAGGAGAAAUAGUUGUAGUUGUGGGGCUUGAGUUGCUUUUAAGAGAAGAAAGAAAACUUUGUGUUUCCAAUGCAGAUAGGCAAACAGAUCUGAACCCGUCUUAUUGUUAUUCUGCUUGGAUGGAUCCAUUUUAUUAUGGAAGAUAAUUCCACAUCUAAUGUCUUUUUAAAUGUGCACCUCUAAAUUCUGUUGUGAAAUGCUUUAGAUUUAUAGCAUGCUGACCCUUUUGUUAAAGUAAAUCAAGGUCAAUAUUAUCCAAUCAAAAUGUAAUAGCUAAAGUUCCUUAUGUAGUUUUCAGUGUCUGGAAAAAUCAAAACUUACUGCUAAUCUAGGGGAAAUGCGUGUGAAUCUCCCGUCCUUCAGUGUGCAUUCUGCUUCGGAAAGAACAGUCACGUGGUGGGUAUGGGGCAGGUGGAGAACACAGACAACAGAGGAAACUUGCCUACCACAGCCUGUUAAAAGCAUGGACACUUACAGGCCAGAGCUCAGAAACAGACAGGCAGGGAAGGAUGGAGGGAGGGAGGGAGGGAGGGACUUCAUUUAACUUACACACUGCUCACCCAGAAAACACAGAAGCUGCCUGGGCUCCUUUCUAUAAAAGAGAGAGAUUGAUAAAUUCGUUCACUCAGAUAAUCACUGACUGCUAAUGUCUGAGAGAGGGAAUCAGUGUGGCAGAGAAAAAGAGAGAGAGAGGAGAGAGAGAGAGAGAGAAUGUAUUCUACUUCAGCAAAUGUUUUAUAUAAAUAACAAAGUUGUUUGGGUAAAUUACAAGCAGGCAUGGAUGACUGUGGUCUGCUCACACAGGAUGCGUGUGGGCCUCGCUGUCCAGUGUGGGAGCAGCUGAUGUUACCGGCACUCUAAGCUCCGCUGCGGGGUUCAGAACAGUUCACCUCUCCUCAGUGUCCCAUCCCCUCACACUCGGCUGAGCUGGAAGGUGGAUUUGUCACAUCUGUGUAAAGCUCUUUGGGCAUUUCUCUGCACUAUACUUUAAUAUAUCUUCCAUGUGUUUUAAAAGCUGAUUCUCAAUGCUGUGUAUAAAAAAUACAUCAGAAUUCUAAUGACAUUGAAGGAACACCUAGUCUGUGUAUUUAAUAAAUGUAUGCUGCUAUUUAUGUUGUCUGACAGUGGAAAAUAAAGUAGAAUG
Molecule: messenger RNA, 4302 nt
Organism: Nannospalax galili (Upper Galilee mountains blind mole rat)
Lineage: Eukaryota; Metazoa; Chordata; Mammalia; Rodentia; Spalacidae
Gene: Ptger3
Product: prostaglandin E receptor 3
Exons: 3
Coding region: 59-1141 (360 amino acids)
Biological process (GO): phospholipase C-activating G protein-coupled receptor signaling pathway; positive regulation of cytosolic calcium ion concentration; negative regulation of gastric acid secretion
Cellular component (GO): plasma membrane
Molecular function (GO): prostaglandin E receptor activity
Source: RefSeq, a predicted model, not a curated record